AUGGCAUCAUCGCUCGUUGAUGAGGCCAUCAACUACGUACCAGGUGAAAUUAUACCAUGGCACUUUACACCAAGUAUCAUCGUCGCUUCCUUCUUCGCCAGUCUCAGUGGUACGCUGUUGACGAUCGAACUACUUCAACGAAAGCGUUUGGGCAAAUCACUUGUGAGCAGAGUACACCUCUUUGCUUGUUCGGUAAGCAUGGGUCUGAUCGGUAUUUGGUGUAUGCACUUCAUUGGAAAUCGAUCAAUUGCUCUGGCAGGUGGUCAAAGCCGGCUGCAGCUCGUUUACAGCCCUGAGUAUACUGGACUGUCGUGUGUUCUUCCAGUCAUCGGCUUGACCGUAGCUUUUCAGAUUGCUGAAAUCAGCAUCCACUCUUUUGUCUGGCGAAGACUUCUUGACGUUGCCUGCGGUCUCAUGGCUGGGCUUUCCAUUGUUUCCAUGCAUUAUGUGGGAAACCUCGGGAUCUCAAACUAUACGCUGAUUUACCCAAGACGGUACAUUGUUGCCGCUUGCAUCAUCGCUGUUGGCGAUUCAACAAUCGCCCUUGCGUUAUUCUUCUAUUUCAAAGAAAGAUGGAUCAGCGUUUGUUGGAAGCGUUGUCUUUGCGCGCUGCUACUUGCAGUCGGAGUGUGUGGUAUGCACUUUACUGCAUCCGUUGGCUGUCAAUAUCAGCUCAAGCGUAUACCACCGGAAGCGGCGCCUGACGCGAGAAACACACCCGUCAUUGUGGCAGCUACCAUGUGCUUCGUAGCAGCAUUAUCUUGUCUGCUGAUCCUCUUCUACGUUCGUUACCGCAACAUCGUCCUUGCCAACAGAGCUCAGCAUAUGAUGCUAGCAUGUGCCUACUUCGAUGAACAUGGCAAUAUCAUGGUUACGAAUGAAGGAACCUUGCCUUCACAACGAAUUGCUAAACGUUUUGUGCUUCAAAAAUUUGACGACCACUUUGGCAUACACCAUCCUGUCUGGUUUUGGAUCUGGAAAGUGAGUAGCGAUUGGAAUAGUGUCGCAGAUCUGAUCCCUAGAAUGCGAGCACACCUUCAAAGGACGAACGUCACUACUGGCUACAACACGGCAGCGUCAAGCAGGAGUAGUAUCUACGACGAAGAGAGCUAUCACGAUUCGACUGUCUUGUUUCGAGAAGGGUAUUGCGUGGCCGCCGCAGAUCUCGCCGCACAACUACAAGUGCCUCUUGUGGACGGACUAGGUCCUCUCUACGAUCAGGUCUUGGGUACGGGUCUUUUGACGGCGUAUCAACACGGCCUCAAGGCUCUUGAUAACGGCACUACCCAACAACUAACAAUUUUUGAGAAAGGCCAGCUCUUGUUCUACACACGCAGAUUGUCCUCUCCCGAGAUAGACCAUUAUACUGCGGCCGGAUUCAGGUUCGCUCCAUUGAACCGUGUGGAAGGUGCCAUCGCGAACACAAUGCAGAUCCCGAUCGGUCUCCUCGCGAUACAGAUGCAGCGCGUCCAAGACUUUGCAUACAGGGCGAGUGUGCCUUGUCCUCCAAAGCAAGGCACCUUCUUUGUCUGUCUCGCAGCUCUUGCUCGAGUCCGCGAUAGCUUCCGUGUGCUUGUACCAAUCGACAGGCAAGACGAGUUGCCGGACGUG
Messenger RNA from Aureobasidium melanogenum CBS 110374, 1611 nucleotides. RefSeq lists its product as uncharacterized. The transcript has 5 exons. The record is from RefSeq and is a predicted model, not a curated record. Lineage: Eukaryota; Fungi; Ascomycota; Dothideomycetes; Dothideales; Saccotheciaceae. The annotation marks the transcript as partial.